AUGCUAAGGUGGCCCUCCCGAGCCCGGCCAGGGCUACCGCCGCCCGCUUGCCUCCUCCUCCUCCUCGCCGUCUCGGUCUCGCUGCUCUUGCCGCUCUCCCAGGCAUGUGGCUUCAUCCGCUAUCACCCCUACGACCUGGUGAAGGUGCUGGAUGCAGACACGCUGAGGGAUAACGUCCUUUCCUCCCGCAGCGCCUGGGUGAUCGAGUUUUAUGCAAACUGGUGCAGCGACUGCUUUGCGUUUGCCCCCACCUGGCGAGCGCUGGCCAAAGACGUCAAGGACUGGAGACCUACUGUGAUGUUGGGUGUGAUAGACUGUGGCGAGAUGUCCAAUGAGAAAAUAUGUUCAAUCUUUGGAAUCAAGAAAUACCCAACUUUGAAGUUUUUCAAGCCGUUCUCCAAGCAUCCUGAUGAUGGUAUAAAGAUCAGUGAGACAGGGGAUGACCUGCAACGCCUGAGGGAAAGCAUAAUUACAUUGGUAGAGAGUCAUGAAAAUGCAUUCUUGUCCCGUGACUCCCCUCUACUGAUGCCACUCAGUGCUAAUGACUCCUUCCAGUUCCAGGACAAUAAUGUGGUUGUGAUAUUUGAGGAUAAGGACUCAUUUCUGGGCAGAGAGGUAAUACUGGGCAUGGCCCAGUUUGCAAAUAUUACUGUGAGGAGAGUCCUGAAAGGUGAUGAAAAGCUAGUGGAUAGAUGUGGUGUCCCCACUUUGCCUUCUCUCUUCCUGCUUCCAAGCAAGGACUCUUGUGUUCCCAUCAUUUUGAGAAACAUGUCAAGAUGUAUUUGCACAACCCACCUCCAGAAACUAUCUGGUGUCUUCAGAAAAAUUAACUUUACAGAUCCAGAUUCACCAAGUGUGGAACCAAAGAUUAACCAUACCCUCUGGGAGGUUGCAAACAGGUCAAAGAUAUACAUGGCUGAUCUGCAGUCUGCAGUGUUUUGUAGCCUACGGCAAAUUGAAAUACGAUUCUCUUACCUUGACAAAGAGCGAGUUGAUGCAUUGAAGAAGUAUGUGAAUGCAUUGGCCAAGUAUUUUCCUGCAAACUCCAUGGUCAAGAACGACCUUCACAAACUGAAUGACUGGCUAAAGCUAUACGUGACAACAGAUAUUUCACGGAGCAAAUGGACAAAAGCUUUCAUGCCUAUUAAAAAGGCUCUAAAUGGCACAAAGUCAGAUGCUCGGACCUGGGUGGGAUGUCAGGGAAGCCAACCUCUGCUCCGAGGUUAUCCAUGCUCUAUCUGGACUCUCUUCCACUUCCUGACGGUGCAAGAAGGACUGCCAGUACCAAACAAUGAGAAUGGCACACCAUCAGUAGCCCUUUCAACCUUGAGAGAAUUUAUGAAGAACUUCUACGGGUGCCGGAAGUGUGCAAAAUCCUUUGAGAUCAUGGCAAAAGAAUCCAUGGAUGAAGUGAAGAACACAGAUGAGGCUAUUCUCUGGCUUUGGUCAAAGCAUAACAUAGUCAACUUUUGGUUGGCAGGUGAACCAAGCGAGGAUGCCAAAUUUCCCAAAAUCCAGUGGCCUUCCCAAGACUUGUGCCUAUCGUGCAACAGAACUAUCAAUGGGAAAGAUGCAUGGAAUAAGAUGGCAGUUUUGAACUUCAUCAAGCAGCAUUUCUCAACAGAUAACAUUUCAUUGGAAUUCAUAAGCUAGUCCUUCAACUCAAACAAACAACCUAAAUCCAAUU
Elgaria multicarinata webbii is the source of this 1687-nucleotide messenger RNA. Its product is annotated as sulfhydryl oxidase 1-like. The transcript is spliced from 12 exons. Gene Ontology annotation, biological process: protein folding. The record is from RefSeq and is a predicted model, not a curated record. Gene Ontology annotation, cellular component: Golgi membrane. Gene Ontology annotation, molecular function: protein disulfide isomerase activity; flavin-dependent sulfhydryl oxidase activity. NCBI's taxonomy places the organism in Eukaryota, Metazoa, Chordata, Lepidosauria, Squamata, Anguidae. The coding region runs from base 1 to 1653 and encodes 550 amino acids.